AUGUCAGAAAUAAUCCCUCAUGUUUACCUGUCCUCAAUUGUCUAUGCCAAAGACUUAUAUUGGCUUAAAAAGCAAAAGAUUUCAAAUAUUCUGAUUAUUGGACAAUUGCCAAAAUACUUCCCAUUAAAGUUUUAAUACAAAUGCAUCCUCAUUGAAGAUAAACCAGAAAAUGAUAUCUCACAAUAUUUUGAAGAAUGCAUACAGUACAUCGAUCAAGUUGUUGCAUAAAACAAAAAUAUUUUAGUUCAUUGUUAUGGAGGUUAAAGCAGAUCGGUUAGCAUUAUUAUAGCCUAUGUUAUGAGAAAAUUAUCUAUUGAUGCAGAAAAGGCUUUUAAUUACGUCAAAGAAAGACACCCAAGAGCAGAACCUAACCAAGGGUUCUUGAAAUAACUCAAAACUUUUAAAUGA
This is a messenger RNA of Paramecium tetraurelia, 408 nucleotides long. RefSeq lists its product as uncharacterized. Gene Ontology annotation, biological process: protein dephosphorylation. NCBI's taxonomy places the organism in Eukaryota, Ciliophora, Oligohymenophorea, Peniculida, Parameciidae. The transcript has a single exon. The record is from RefSeq and is a predicted model, not a curated record. Gene Ontology annotation, cellular component: cytoplasm. Gene Ontology annotation, molecular function: protein tyrosine/serine/threonine phosphatase activity.